UGUCCUGUUCUUACCUAUAGUAAAAUUCAACUUGUUUGAAGAGGCUUUAAAUCACGAAUAAUCAUUGAAGAAAAUUCAAGUCUUAGUUCUUUGGGAGGAUAUAUUAGCAAAUGCUUUUAGCAAACUGCAAUACAUCAUUCUUUCUUUCCUUCUUGUCUUGUGGAAGCCUCAGUUGUCAGGAUUUAGAGACUGUUUUCAUGUAUGACCAACCCUGUUAUAAAUAGGAACUGUGUCUUGUGUGACAGAGAACAGGUUCAGCACUAUCUGAGACCCAGUAGGUUGUGCCCUUUGUAGCAUGCUUUGCUGCAUUUAGACCUUCAGAUUCAAAAAUAAAAAAUAAAAAGAAAAAGAAGAGCUUUUUGCAAUGGCCACCUUAAAUGCUGAUUCUGUAUGACAUUGAAAUCUCGGUAUUUGCACUGGCCAGUUGGAAAGUUCUUAUAUUCUUUCCCAAGCAUUCUACCCAGUGACAAGGCAAUCUGAUAUGUUCUAUCAGCUCGUGGCAUGUGGAUUUGAGGAGCAUACUUUUAGCUUCGGCUCAGAUAUUUAAUCUAAGGUUCAUCAGGGUAUUGUCAUUGCCUAAGCUUUGUUUUCCACUGAGCAGAUGAUUCUUAAUAUCUGCUAUGACUCUGGACUGCAAUAUUCAAUGAUUGACUUGGUCUCUCUGAUGUCUGGAUCAAGGAGUCAGCAUCAGCAAAGGCAGCAUUUGGUGUAAUCUUCAUAGUGAAGAAGAUUUGUGAUGAGUCCUGGUGAUGAUAUGUCUUAUGCUGCAUGAGUAAUAGAUUGACAGAUUGGUUAUUUUGGAAGUUGGAAAAUGUUUUUCUGGCUUCUUGCAGGGUUUCUAUUGAUGUUAAUGUUGAUGCCUGACUGACUGAGUAGUGGAAACAACCAUCUCUUUUUAGUAGUGCCUUGGUCUGGUUUAACUGAUGUGAUUCUGUUUGUUUUAGAAAGAGCAGUAAGAUGGAAGAGGAAAACUGGUAUAUUUGUUUUAAAUUGGUAAUACAGAUUGUGGGAAAUUGAGAUUGGAAGUCUCCUAUUUUGACAGAUGUGAAAAGCACAAUCUCCAGACUAUUCUGUUCUGUUUAAUAAUCCUUACAAUAUCAAACACUCGUUGAUGCCUUUAUCCACUAUAAAAAGAGACAGUAAGU
This is a messenger RNA of Rubroshorea leprosula, 1145 nucleotides long. The record is from the annotation of a GenBank genome assembly. Lineage: Eukaryota; Viridiplantae; Streptophyta; Magnoliopsida; Malvales; Dipterocarpaceae.